AUGGCCGACUCUUCGUCUUCAAGCUUGAGAGGCGAAAACAGAUCGCGCCGUUCCUGGACAGUAUCUGCAGAAUCAAGUGCAAUCGAAAGCAAUGGUCGCUCAUCACAGGAUUCCCACCUCGAAAGGCCGAAAACCCAGGGCGGAGAAGUAGCAGAUCCCAAGGCUGGUCCUACUGGAUUCUCAAAGCUACUCGAGGCGCGUCGGAAGAGGAAAGAGAAUAAAAAGAAGAACCAAAAAAACAACAACGAGCCGGCGGUGCCGACCGUGGUCUUGGAAAACGACCUACAUGAAAGUCGGUCCAACCAGUCUCGGGAUGGGACCUCCGCACCCCCAUCGUCGAAUGGAGAGAGCUUUGCGCUGGAGGGCGAAGGCAAUAGUCUGUUGACCGAUGACGAAGAGCCAGAUGGGCCUCCACCGCUCACCUCGCACAGCUCCCAUGCCGGAUUCUACACUUCCUCCUCCCCAUUGUUCAAGACCAGAUCUGUAGAUGCCGCAAACACGGAAGACCCUGAUGCUGAUGCCGAGUCAGCUGUUAGCGGUCCUAGUGCCACUGGGUCAGAAUUAAUUCCGGGUGAAAGAAUGUCCCGACGCGCAACAUCGGGUAUGGCAUUGGAUGUCCCCACGGACGCAAAUGGCAAUAAACGGAGUAUAUCCCCUGGAAGGCGCUUCAAAGGCGGUUUUGGCUCAGACAAGAAAGGUGCCAAAGAUGACCCUGAGGCUUCAUCGGCCAAGUCUGGGGGCAACAAGAGCGGGCGGGGUCUGUUCGGAGCCAGCCGGCGGAGCAGUCUUUCAUCGAAACGAGCACUGGCAGCCCCCGGCGAUGUUCCGCCUGUACCUGCGCCAAUUCGUACUGAUCUGACGGACGACAAGCCUCGUUCGCUUGAAGCGAGUCCCAUGCCGAACACCCCACCUCAUACCGCUAUUCCUGCGCCAGCGACAACUGUAACCCCCCCAACACCAACUGAGUACCGCCCUCUCAGCGCGCAAAUCAUGACUAACAGUGUUACUGAUUCGCCCGAGUCUCUACACUCUGAAAAUUCUCCGUCUUCCGGAGUCACUACCGUGAGCCCCUCUGGAAACAUGAUAUCUCACCGUCGGGUGCGGUCCGCUUCUGCAGCCCAUGGCCCAAGCAAAUUGUCCACAUCAGUGUCUGCACUGACACCUCUUGAAGAAAAAACCCCCGGGGUGAAGAAUGCGCCUGCAACCCAGCAGAUCGGUUUCUUCUCCUCGGUAUUUUCAGUUGCGCAAAACGCCGCGACUUCCUUCAGUAACAGUAUUAACGCACAACAGAGAAAUCGUCCAACUUCUCAAACUGCUCCUGCUGAUGCUGACAAAUCUCUCAAUGAAACUACUUCGGAGGAGGGCGAAAGAACAUCUGAUAACGGCAGCAAGAUUGCCGAAGGGAGACCAUCUGCGGUAGAGACUCUUGGGGCAGGAGAUCUGGACUUCAGCCAUCUGGACAUGGACGCACGGCCCGGUGAGUCAAUCACGACUGCCGACGGCGUGGUGAUUACAAAGCCAGGUAACCCCGCUGACAAGCGCAAAAACACAGCUGUUUCCCGGCGAGAUGAGGAAGCUGCCAAACUUGAAGACAAACGCGCAGCGCGCGCCGUUCAAGUAGCAUACGCAAAGCCCUCGGAAGCUUCAUUGGCAGGCCCCACAGAAGACGCCCUGGAGAUUCAGUCUACCAGCUCACUUCCGAAAGAUGGCCCACUUAUGGGUGAUCAAACUCCCCCCAGUGGUAGUGUCAUCGAUGGUGACCUGAGUGGGGGCCUCAGACGCACUGGCAGUGUGCGCAGUAGACUUGCUCGGCGUCAUCGAGGCUCGUCUGGGGCCACGGCCUCGACAAUCGGAGCGAUUGGCGCCGCUGCCGUUGCGCUUGGUGCUCCUGGAGUCAAUACCAGUGUACCUCGGUUGACUGGCUUUGCGGUUGCGAGUAAAAAGCGCAAUCGGGACUUUCACCAAUUAUUCCGGAGUGUACCUGAAGACGAUUAUCUUAUCGAAGAUUACAGCUGUGCUUUGCAACGUGAGAUCAUUCUUGCUGGCCGCAUCUAUAUCUCAGAAGGGCACAUUUGUUUUUCUAGUAACAUCCUGGGAUGGGUCACGACUCUAGUGAUCAGCUUCGAUGAGGUUGUUGCCGUCGAAAAAGAGAGUACGGCCAUGGUGUUUCCUAAUGCGAUUGCCAUUCAGACACUCCACGCGCGUCACACUUUCCGCAGUUUACUCAGUCGCGAGUCCACAUACGACCUAAUGGUCAACAUCUGGAAGAUCAACCACCCCACCAUCAAGAGCUCUGUUAAUGGAACCCGUGUGGCCCAUGGUACCGGUGAUAAAACAGAGAAAGUUGAGGAGGAGGAGAGCGAUUCUGAGAGCGAUGUCACCGACGAAGAUGAAAUAUACGACGAGGACGAGGAAGGGGACCAUGCCGAUAGCUUCUUUGAGGCUGGUGACAGUGCCAACGCCAGUGCAACAUCAUUGCCAGUGCGAAAAGGAUUAAGCCGCAAAGCCUCCAGUCUGUCCGCGAAUGCAGCCUUGCCAGCGGCCGGCACAAAUGGCAAUGGCGAUAAAAAGAACAGCGACAAAGCCACUUCCAAGGAGGAGCCUGCUGAUUUCCCAGGUCCGGCUACGCACGAACCCACCGAAUACGUUGACGCCAACGGACAGUACGAAAAAGUCAUCAAAGACGAGACAAUCUCGGCACCACUCGGCAAGGUCUUCUCUUUGGUUUUCGGCCCAGCGUCUGGCGAAUUUAUGACCAAGUUCCUUUCCGACAACCAGAAAUGUUUAGAGCUACAGUUUGAGGGAACACCAAAGGGUUUGACGACUGAAGCUCCAACCAGGAAGUACUCAUACAUCAAACCUCUCAACGGCUCCAUUGGUCCGAGGCAGACAAAAUGUAUCAGUACGGAAACCUUGGAUUUAUUGGACCUUGAAAAGGCCGUCCUUGUCACUCUGAGCACGCAAACACCUGAUGUACCCAGUGGGAAUGUUUUUGCUACCAUGACCAAGUACCUCUUCACAUGGGCUCCUGGCAACCAAACUCGCUUCCUCAUGACCUGUACUAUUGAGUGGUCAGGCAAGAGUUGGCUUAAGGGUCCUAUUGAGAAAGGUGCCAUUGAUGGGCAAACGACUUUUGGUAACGAGAUUGUUAAAGCCCUGCAGGCUGGGGUUAUUCCCCGUGGGCGUGUCAAUGGCGCUGGACGAGGCAAAGGAAAGCGCAAGAAGAGCGAUGGCGCACGGCGGGAGUCGACCGCAGCUGCUUCGUUGAAGGUUGCUGUGGAUCCCAAAGCCGGAAAGGGAGAAUCAUGGGGACUAUUCGAACCAGUCCGCCCCCUCCUGGAGCCCUUCACCAGCAUUCUCACUCCGUUGUGGAGUAGCAACUUUGCUAUCCUAGUUAUUGGAAUCUUGUUCUACAUGGCAUUCUUCCGAUCCUCGCCAUCACCGCCCAUGCUUUCGCAUGAAGUCGGCUGUCCUGGUCACAAUUUGCCUCAGAGACUGGCUGCAUACGAGGAGAUGUGGCGACGCGAAGAGACCGAGCUGUGGAACUGGCUGGAAGACCGAGUUGGGAUGGACGGAAUGGUCUUUCCAAACGUUUACCGAUCGCCUGAGCCCCACCCGAGUCGCAGGUCAUCUGGAGCUAGUACCAGUGGUGAGCGUGAGCUCGCUGCGCGCCUUCGGGAAGAGAAGAUCUCUGACCGUGAGAUGGACCAUGCUCUCCGCACCACCCGUCAACGUCUCGAGGUCCUCGAGGAGAUGAUGGGCAAACGCAAAGCCCAAUGGGAAGUCGAAGAACCAGUCAAGUCUGAAUUGUGA
Messenger RNA from Penicillium expansum, 3813 nucleotides. Its product is annotated as GRAM and VASt domain-containing protein. NCBI's taxonomy places the organism in Eukaryota, Fungi, Ascomycota, Eurotiomycetes, Eurotiales, Aspergillaceae. Gene Ontology annotation, molecular function: sterol transfer activity; sterol binding. The coding region runs from base 1 to 3813 and encodes 1270 amino acids. Gene Ontology annotation, cellular component: endoplasmic reticulum membrane; endoplasmic reticulum-plasma membrane contact site; mitochondrion. The record is from RefSeq and is a predicted model, not a curated record. Gene Ontology annotation, biological process: intracellular sterol transport. The transcript has 2 exons.